Podarcis raffonei (Aeolian wall lizard) is the source of this 3611-nucleotide messenger RNA. Its product is annotated as killer cell lectin-like receptor subfamily F member 1. Lineage: Eukaryota; Metazoa; Chordata; Lepidosauria; Squamata; Lacertidae. Bases 631 to 1359 code for a protein of 242 amino acids. The record is from RefSeq and is a predicted model, not a curated record. The transcript is spliced from 6 exons.
UUCUCUAAUUGCCAGGUUCUAGUUAGGAGGCGCUGGAUGGAAACUGCAACAGGAUUUUCUGCUCCUGGAACACGGUAUGUGGAUUAGGCUCCCUGCAUCCCUGCAUCUGUUGGCAAGAGCUGCUGUGCCAUCUACAUCCAUUAGCUUAGUCUAGCCUGCCUCGCAGGCUGUUGCAAUGUGCAAAUAUAAAAGGCAGGAGGAGAGGGGAGGAAAAUAGACAACCUCGAGCUCCUGGGUGGAAGAGCAAGAAACAAAUAUAUGGCCACCAACAUGGAUGGCUUAAAAAGAGGACUAGAUGAAUUCAGGAAGGAUGAGGCUCUCAGUGGCUUCUAGCGUUGCUGCCAGUCGCGGCCAGUGUGCUUUUGAAUACUGCUAUAUUGGCAGCCUGCAUAUGCAUUUGAGAUCUGGUACCCAAGAAAAGUGCUAGACCUUGCCUGCUAUAUACUGUGUUAGAUUAUUAUCUAUUAUGGUCACUUUUUAAGACCUUACCUGUGGUUUCACAGUUGAGACGCCGGAAAGGGUGCUUGCAUUUCCUUUGCAACCCUGAGCCCCACAUUCAAGAGAACUAGCCAGCAUCUAGUCAAGCGCAUUCUUUUUCAUAGGUCUCUUGAGAUUUAACCAUUUGGAGCCAUGGAAGAUGAAGACGGCUACAUGGCGUUAAGUCCCCAGGCAAGUAAUAAAAACUCUGCACGCUGGGCAGAAGCUAAGAGGACGCAAGGCAAUUCUAGGCUAAUCGCUCAGUACAAAAUCUCACUGGGGAUAUUAGGGGCAACCUGUGUCAUUCUGGGUUCGGCCAUGAUUGCGCUGAUCGUGUUUGCUUUGGAGAGAGGCUUAUGGAAAGGUGAAACUUGUGGAACAGCUGCCAAUGCUACUGAGGAUGAAGCAGGAACCUUGAGAAGCCCAACGAGAGCAGAUAGAAGCCCCUGUUCUGAACAGAUGGCCAUUCACCUGUGUGAGCCAUUUACAGAAAGUGCCAGGUGUAAGCUCUGUCCAAACAACUGGGUUGCACGGGAGGGGAAGUGCUACUGGCUUUCUAAAGAGAAAUGGCAAUGGCUUCGGGGCUACAACGACUGUUCCAGGAAGAGAUCUCAAAUGCUCGUGGUCCGGGAUUGGGCACAAAUGGAAUUCAUACAGGACUUCACUCAAGAGAAAUAUCCUGUCUGGAUUGGACUUAAUGUUACACAUCUGCGCAACACCUGGACCUGGGUGGAAGGCUCGGCCUUAAAUCAAGCCUUGUUCCCACUGCCUCUUCCAGGAACUGGAGCUGGUUGUGGAGUUGUGAAAUCUGGUCAAGUUCGCUCUGAAAUGUGCACCGCUGAAUUUAGGUGGAUUUGUGAAAAAGAAGCCAUUUUGUUCUAACCUGUGAAAGCCAGCCAUAUGCUAAUAUGAUAGACCAUUUUUAUUUCCCUGAACCACAAAGGCUUCAUGAGGGAGAGCUGCUGUCCCAAGUAAUCAUCAUUCCCCCUAUUAGUGCACAUGAGCCGUAAGUUCCUAUCAGUUUGGAAACAGGGCAAUCUAAAAAUUAGGUGGUAGCUUCUAAAUGCUCAGGGGACUCCUUAGAUAUGCAGACAUAUAUAUAUAUAUAACUUUGUAAAUUAAAUGUCCAAGUAUUUUUAUUUUUUAAUUCCUGAAACAACCUCCUGAACUCCGUGACCCCCUUCAGCCCAAGCCCCAUAUCUCUGUCACACUCUGCUAUCUUGCAGUGUUCAUUUGUUUUUCUAGUGCAGCACUGGAUGUGGCAAGUACACACUUGAGGACUGCCUUCUGCACUGAAGCCGCGCUGGAAAUGGGCAGGGCAGGGCAGAGUGGGAUAGAGGCGUCCUACUGUAUGCCAUGAUGUGGUCUGGAGAAUUUCCCGUGUCAUAUCUUCACUGGUUUCAAAGUUUUUUCAUAUUAGUAAAAUGUAAGUAAAAGACAGUCAUACCUCGAAAGUCGAACGCCUUGCAAUUCGAACUUUUGGCUCCCAAAUGCCACAAACCCAGAAGUGAGUGUUCCGGUUUGCGAGUGUUCUUUUGGAACCCAAAUGUCCAACAUGGGUUCUGUGGCUUCCAAUUGGCUGCAGGAGCUUUCUGCAGCCAAUCGGAAGCUGAGCCUUGGUUUCCAAACGUUUUGGAAGUUGAACCGACUUCUGGAACAGAUUCCAUAUGAGUUCUGAGGUACAACUGAAAACACGCUAAAUUAGCUCACUGUCUAGGACACCAGUACAUUUUCCUAUGUACAUUAUCCUGUGCAAAUAACAUAAUUUGCAUAGAAUGUUCUCCAGGUCAACCCACAUCACUGGCUGCAAGUGGGAUCUGCCAGUUAAAUAUCUCAGGUAUACAAAGGGAUCUGGUGAUCAGAUGUAGACUGUAUCGAAGGAGCCAGCAAAAAUAAAAUAAACCCACUUGAGCCCCUUGGGCUUGCCAAUCAGAAGGUCAGUGGUUUGAAUCCCCGCAACGGAGUGAGCUCCUGUUGCUUUGUCCCAGCUCCUGCCAACCUAGCAGUUUGAAAGCACACCAGUGCAAGUAGAUAAAUAGGUACCGCUGCGACAGGAAGGUAAACAGUGUUUCUGUGCGCUUUGGUUUCCAUCACAAUGUUCCUGUCUAUCUAUCUGUCUAUCUAUCUCCAUCCUCCUAUGCACAGAUAUGCUUUCACGGACAAGAAUUGGUCUAAAACGAUUGUUAAAUUCCUGUAUUGACUAUCUGUCCAGAAUGAAAUUGUGCAUGAACUUUGAUAAAAGCAAAAUAAUGGUUUUUGGGAAUUCACACAAGAGCUAUAGCUGGGUAUUUGGUGGAAAACCCAUCCAGCAUGUAUUUUAUUUAACUAUCUGGGAAUUACAUUCCAACAUAGGCUUCUAUGGUCCUUGCACCGUGCUAUGGCAGUGAAUGCCAGUAAGAUGUCUGUGCAGGCCAUAAUGUGACUUUUCGUAACAAGAGGUCAUUCGCAUAUCCCCUCUGCCCUCAAGGUCUUCAACGCCAAAAUAAUAGCUCAAUUGCUCUAUGGAAUUCCAGUCUGGCUGCCAGGGUUUACCCAGCUGGUAGAACGUGUGCAGGGAGCUUUCCUUUUUAAGAUUUUUGCUGUCCCACGUUGUGUACCCAAUGCAGCCUUGUGUCUAAGAGGGAGGUCAACACAAGGUAGAGACUGUUGCCUGGGCGAGAUAUCUUCUAUGUUGGUUAAACAUCUACCUCACAUUAGACAAAGAUCCUCUCCUUAGCGAAGUCUUGUCAGACCCCUUUCUUUCGCCAGGGCUACAACAGCUUAACAUAAAGGUACAGCAACUUGGACUGUCAAUGGAACUUUUGCGAUCGAUGCCCCCACCAUCUGCCAAGGUUAUAAUAAAAAGUAGGUUGUGGGACAUUGAACGCCAGGAACUAACAGCAGCAGCAGAGAAAACAUGUUCCCCUCUUUACUUUCAACUUUCUUGGGCACAUGAAACAAAUUAUAAUUAUCUUGAAUUUCUGCUUAUCCCCCAAGAAAGAAGGGCAUUUUCACUGGCCAGGUUUAAUGCAAACCCAUCAAACCUCCUUUGGGGUAGGUUCUCGGGAAUUGUGGAAGGAGAAAGAAAUUGCCCAUGUGAAGACCACCUGCUGGAAACUCUUCCUCAUAUGGUUCUUAAAUGUAAACUAUAUGCU